AUGAACGCCAAUCCGCAAUGGCCUGUGUCACCAAUUCAUCCUCGAAAAGAUCCCGAAUCCACCACUGUGUCUGUGAGAGUUGAAUGGCCAAGUAAAAAAUACGAAAGAAAACUGUCAAAGGAUCUCGAAUCUCUGGGGAAAAUGCUUGUGCGAGGAACAUAUAAGCAGAUAGCUCGCGCAGCGUGGAAGAGUGCCAGCCUAAAGAAACAACUCCAACUGUUAGUUUUAAAAGAAGUGGAUCGAGAGUGUACAAAUCUUUGUUCGAAGAAAAAUCCCAGUUGCCUAAGAAGCCCAACCAAAGAAGAUAUGUUGAAAUUUUCAAUCGAAGGCCUCAACAAAGAAUUGAAGGAAAGAGCACCAUUGGCAUUCUCUGUGCUAGUAGCCGCUUCUGUGAACACUCGAAGUAGAUCCAAGAAGAAUGCACGCCUAGGAGAAGAUUUCUGGUCGCCUGCUGUUGGUAUGGCUGCAGCAAUUUGCUUGAAAAAUAGGUCAAAGUAUAUGAAUGCAUUACAGCUACUGAUUACAAUAUUCAAUUAUCACUCAGGGUGGCAGGCUACUCUUGCACGGCUGGCUACACUACGAAUUAUGACAUCGCAUUCAUAUCUUUACAAGAAGCUGGAUGAAUAUGGAUCUGGGUAUCGUGACAAGAUUUUAAAAGCUGUUGACAACCAGUGUCAGUUCAUUAGAGAGAAUGAAGCAGAUACACAGCUAUCAUGCGACAUUGGACGAAAGAUAACCAUUGACAACUUUGACUACCGGCAGAAUGUACACCAUAUGACAGAACAGCACCAGAACAUUGAUGUUCACCUUGUUUCUGUGAUGUCAACAGAAAAUCGUGUUGGAGGCAUAGAGUUCAGUGAUGAGAAGAAUGGUCCUGCAAUUAUGAAGCUUGAGAAUGGGACAUUCAUACCAAGUGAUGGUGACCAUCAACUGCAUAGGUCGAAUUUUAUCACCUUGGUUGGUCGCAUACUUGUGGAUAGUAUACCAUGUCUGAAAUUCCUUGCUGAUGUUGUCACGUCCCAUAUUCAACAUAAAUACAGCUCAGAGAUGGCAAAGAAGACAGAUACUACAUUUAUGGGUCUCAUUUAUGAGAACGAAAAUGAUGCAGAUGGUAUCACUAACGUCAUCAAAGAAUUGCAUCAGUACGUGCCCCACGGUCUGAAUGAUGAUGAAACUGAUGGAAAGUAUGGUGAACAGGGGAUUGUUGGAGACCAGCUUACCGUGGAAAGAUUUGUCAACGCACAUUGCUCUCUGGCAAAUGGAUUUACAGAAAAGGAACAGUGCAAUGGCCUUCAUCCUGAGAUAGCAGAUUGGCAUUCUGGUAAUAGAUUCUUACAGUUAGCAUUCCAGAACCUGUACAGCCCAUCAUCAAAUUUUGACAAGUGCACAAUGUAUGCUGACCGUACUUUAAUCAACCGACGAAAUGUGAAAAGUGAAGUAUCUUCUGCUGCAAAUCCUUGCCGACAGUUUUUUACCUUGGAGGUAAAAGCUCGUGUCAUUGCUGCUGGGUUGACAGUGUUGAAAAUGGAUAAAUUAGAAGACGAACCUGCCAAGGAUUUGUCCUUCUCUGGCGAUAAUUCCUCGAAAGUUGAGAAGACGAAUUAUCUCAAAUCCAUCUCUGCAAAGGUUGUUGAUGAAUUUAUCAUUGAUGGAAGAAAGAAUGAAAGAAUCCUCCAGUGUAUGGAUAACAUCGAUCUUUGCGAGAAAGCUAAAGAGUUGUCACUGGAUGACAAUAAUAGAUACCGAUGUAGAUAUGAAGGUUGUUCAAAAACAUUUGCGCAAUAUGGCAAGAGAAUGAAGGACCACGAGGCGAAACAUGAUCCACCUAUAUUGGAGGAGGUGAAGCAGUCAGUAACUGUGGAUACCACAUCCGAUGAAGACCAAGAUGACAUGUUUUCCUAUCAGAAAGCAUUACUGGAGUAUGGCAUGCUCAUCUUGAACUUUUGGGAUGCCAUUUCUGAAGGGGAUGGUGAGCGUAUCAUGAGAUGCUGGCGGUUUUUUCUACUGUACUUAAGAACAGAAGGUCAAUCAGCUGCAAAAUACUCGCUUGAGGGUUUAUACCUUAUGUGCCAAGCUAAUGCUCUUUUAAGUCAACAAGCAGCUCACAGAUUGAUAUGGAACCGGUCGGUGAAGAACAAAGAUGGGCCUGGUGGCAACAUACCUCUUGACCUCCAACUUGAGUUUUUCAACCGAAUCAUGAAAGCAGCAGUUAAGAAUCUUGGGCCAAAUGCUUCCAAAUCAUCACUCAACAGAAUUUCACAUUCCAUGGGUGUGACAAAUGUGUUGAUGAGGCAGUUCGAACAUGAACUUUCUGUUUACAGACGGUCUGGCAAACAUAUUACUACCUCGUCAAAUAAUGAUUUGCGAAAGGUUGUAAAAGAACUGCUGAGUGAGAGAGCAUUUCAUGUUACUCCCGGGAGAAAAUACCACCACUUUAAGAACAUGAAGCAAAGUUUAUUGCAUGGUUUAGACUUGCAAAAGCUAUUUAGCUGGAUUAAUGAACACAAGAAAAACCUUGUUUUACAUAGAAGAGCUAGAUAGCUGUGGUUAAAACUGUAGUUUGGUUCUAUGUUAUAUUCCAUGCACUGUACAUAUUCUAAGCCUAGUUUACAUGCACACUUGAUUACACUAAGAGUCCAGUAGCAAGGUGGCCUGACAACCUGAUUAUGCUAUGCAAAUUUCAAAUCAUUAUUAUCUCUUUAGAAACGUCUAAAACGUAUUUGAACACGAGAAUGUUUGCAUAGCAUGACCAAAUUGUCUGGCUACCACUGCUGAAAUCCAAUGAUUUUAACAUUGGAACAAUUUACUAUAUUUUAGUGAGGCAUACGCUCUCAUUUGAGGGUUUAUCAUUCUAAAUACAACUCUAAAUUAGUUAAGUAAGUUCUGAAACAAGCCGCUGUUACCAGAAUAGUUUGAGUCCAUCUCAGACAUCUCAGUGUCACCAAGUGUCGUGUCUGCAAUUGUGUUAUCAACACUAUCAAACAUGUGGUUAAAUGAAGAGUCGUUCCUGAGUUCAUUCCAU
Molecule: messenger RNA, 3022 nt
Organism: Dendronephthya gigantea
Lineage: Eukaryota; Metazoa; Cnidaria; Anthozoa; Malacalcyonacea; Nephtheidae
Exons: 5
Coding region: 1-2541 (846 amino acids)
Source: RefSeq, a predicted model, not a curated record